CUGCUCUGUAUCUCCCACAAUGGCGUCUUUUGACCAGGCACCUCCCGGCGACUCCAAGUCCGGCGAGAAAAUCUUCAAGACCAAGUGCGCUCAGUGCCAUACCGUCGAGAAAGGUGCCGGCCACAAACAAGGACCUAAUCUGAAUGGUUUGUUUGGAAGGCAGUCAGGCACUACUCCUGGAUACUCCUAUUCUGCUGCUAACAAGAGCAUGGCUGUGACUUGGGAGGAAAAGACCCUAUAUGAUUACUUGCUUAACCCCAAAAAGUAUAUUCCAGGGACAAAGAUGGUGUUUCCAGGUCUUAAGAAACCCCAGGAACGCGCUGAUCUUAUUGCAUAUCUGAAAGAAUCAACUGCACAGUAAAUUUUUGUUAAAGUUUUAUGAGAUUUAAUUGUUAGACAUUUAGUUCAGCCGGUGCAGUGAUUACUGUAUAAUUGGCGAAUAAAGUAGAUCACAUUGUUUGCAAUGCUAUUUUGUUCAUUUUGCAUUGCUUUUAUAAGAGGCUGCCGUAAUAUGGCGGGUGUAAUAUUCAAUCCAAUUAUCAGUUCAUUAUUGAAACAUUCACAUCGAUAUUCGGUUACCAGAAGCACAAUUAGUCAAUUACCACUCUUAA
Molecule: messenger RNA, 611 nt
Organism: Arachis ipaensis
Lineage: Eukaryota; Viridiplantae; Streptophyta; Magnoliopsida; Fabales; Fabaceae
Product: cytochrome c
Molecular function (GO): heme binding; electron transfer activity
Source: RefSeq, a predicted model, not a curated record